Candoia aspera is the source of this 1144-nucleotide messenger RNA. RefSeq names its product general transcription factor IIF subunit 2 (gene GTF2F2). Gene Ontology annotation, biological process: transcription initiation at RNA polymerase II promoter; transcription by RNA polymerase II. The record is from RefSeq and is a predicted model, not a curated record. Gene Ontology annotation, cellular component: transcription factor TFIIF complex. The coding region runs from base 91 to 879 and encodes 262 amino acids. The transcript is spliced from 9 exons. NCBI's taxonomy places the organism in Eukaryota, Metazoa, Chordata, Lepidosauria, Squamata, Candoiidae.
CGGCGAGGACCCGUCGCCGCCGGUCCGUCGCCGUUUGUGAUCCGUGUGGCUGCCGUGGCUCGCGGUGGGUGGCGAGGGGCCGGCGCCGCCAUGAGCGAGAAGGGGGACCUGGAUCUGACCGGCGCCAAGCAGAACACGGGCAUGUGGCUCGUCAAGGUCCCAAAAUACUUGUCUCAGCAAUGGAAUAAAGCUUUAGGAAGAGGUGAAGUAGGAAAACUAAGAAUUGCCAAAAAUCAAGGAAGAACGGAAGUAUCUUUCACUUUGAAUGAAGAUCUUGCAAAUAUUGACGAUAUUGGUGGAAAGCCAACUUCCAUCAGUGCACCCAGAGACCACCCCUUCCUUUUACAGAAUGUGGGAGGACAGACAUUAACUGUCUUUACAGAGAGCUCUGGAGAGAGCCAGACAGAUGAAAAAUCAGAGAGCUGCAAUAAUGAGAAACUCUCGCUGGAAGGAAUAGUGGUCCAACGUGCAGAAUGCCGACCUGCAGCCAGUGAAAAUUACAUGAAGCUGAAACGACUGCAGAUAGAAGAAUCUUCUAAACCUGUAAGCUGGACAAUGCAGCUAGAUAAGGCUGUGACCACAAAUUAUAAACCCGUGGCUAAUCAUCAGUAUAAUAUUGAAUAUGAAAAGAAGAAAAAAGAAGAUGGAAAGCGGGCUCGAGCUGAAAAACAGCAAGUGUUGGAUAUGCUUUUUUCUGCUUUUGAAAAGCAUCAGUAUUACAACAUUAAAGACUUAGUGGAUAUAACUAAACAGCCAGUGAUCUAUUUAAAGGAAAUUUUGAGAGAAAUAGGCAUCUACAAUUUUAAGGGGCCACACAAAAGUACCUGGGAACUUAAACCAGAAUACAGGCAUUAUCAAAAUGAAGAUAAAAGUGAUUAGCAACCAGGACGCUGUUGACUUCGAAAGCAGGAAAAGCUGCCCAGGUUCAUCCUUAAAAGAGUAAGAGUUAAUACUUUUGUAAUCAGCUGUCUUCAUUUUUUAAAAGAUUUUUCUGGAAUGUUAUCUAAGUUUUUGUGGUAUGUUUAUUGCAUACAAAUUAUUUAUAGAAUAAACUUGUAUUUGGUUUCUUGAAUGAAUGGCCUUUUAUUAUAACUUCUUGCAUUUUGUAAAAAUAUAACUAUGUUAAUAAAUUGACUAGAAGCUU